This is a messenger RNA of Mesocestoides corti, 1161 nucleotides long. NCBI's taxonomy places the organism in Eukaryota, Metazoa, Platyhelminthes, Cestoda, Cyclophyllidea, Mesocestoididae. The record is from the annotation of a GenBank genome assembly.
AUGUCGAAGAUCAGGUCGUUGGAGUAUGUUCGUGGCAUUAAGGAGAUUAACUCUGUUUUCGACGUAAUAGAUAGAAAAGGCCAAGUUAGAGACAAAUCUUUCCCUGACUCAGGAAUAUUCGCAAUGAAAAUGAUUGUACCCACAGUUGAACUUCGAAGAGUCGAAAAUGAGCUACGGGCACUGCGCCAGCUAAAUGGAAAACAUGGCAUCAUAAAAAUGUUGUCGGCUAUGCGUGUUCGCGAUCACAUAUUCAUUCUUAUGCCGUUCAUAGAUUAUGUCGCGUUUUCGAGCUAUUACCUGUCGCUGAACGAAAAAGAGAUCCGGAGAUAUCUUCUUCACCUCCUUCGAGCUCUCGAGCACGUACAUAGAUACGGAAUCAUCCACAGAGACAUAAAACCCACAAAUUUCCUUCUUGACCGUCGUUCCCAGAGGUAUACCCUUGUCGACUUUGGCCUUGCUCACUCGCAAUUUGACGGUGACUUGGACCGAAAUUGGAAUCCGCUUUUAGCUUCGCAAAAUGUCUAUAAUCUUAAGCGCAGAAGACCUAGCUGGCAGGAUGACGUCUCUGGUCAUUUUCUAGAACGCGGGAGCCCACUGCUUUUUACUCCAACCCCAUCCUUAGAUAAACCAUCUACAGUUAAAUCGAGGGUUUGUCCACGUUUAAGCACAUCAUGUUUGUCAAGCAACACGGGAGGACCAAGCCAUGUCUCGUCGCCAUCCAUUUUGAAUCCCGUCGAAGAACAAUGUGGUUGUGGUAAUCGAUUGGCCAUAUGCCGAGGAUGUCGGGGUUUCCCCAAAGCCCCCGCUGUGCGUCGCGGCGGUACAUUAGGCUUCCGUCCCCCUGAGGUUAUGUUGCGUUGUGUUACACAGACAACUGCAGUUGACCUGUGGGCUGUUGGAGUUAUUUUCCUGUCAUUCCUUACCGGCAGAUACCCGUUUAUUAAAGUCGAAGAUGACCUCGAGGUCCUCCAUUCAUUUUCACAUCUCUUGGGUUACGAGAGGAUGCAGCAAGGAGCUCAUAGCGUUGGUAAAAGGAUACUCAUUGACCCCAGGCCUCCACCAUUGGGUGACAAGGAAACUCCACUGGCGUACAUGAAAAAACGGUAUGAUUCUCCCUACCUUCAAUCCGUCCGUGUUGCUCACUCACAACUUUUUGGUUAG